AUGGGCGACGCCGGCAGCUCAGUCACCACUCAACCCUGGAGCACGUCCCACGAGCACGAGGAGCUACUGAAUACUAUUGACAAGCUCAGAGAGCAAGGCAUCAGUCGCUAUGUGGAUAUACCACAGAUAGUCGUCUGCGGCGACCAGAGCUCCGGGAAGAGUUCGACGCUAGAGGCUAUAUGCGGAUUGCGAUUCGAAAUUGGCGAUGGUAUGUAUGCCUCAUGUUCGCUGUCCUGGACUAAUAGAUGUACCGGCUUGUGCACCCGUUACGCGACUGAAUACGCCCUGCGAAGAACUCUCCACUCCUCGAUCUCCAUCAGCAUCAUUCCCGACCAAGAUCGGCCAGACUCCGAGCGUGAUUCCCUUUCAGUCUGGCAACCUUCUACGACCAGCCCCGAUGACUUCGGUCAGAUCAUGAAGGAGGCCGCCACUGCCAUGGGCAUCGGACCACUGAAGACGUUCUCUCAUGAUAGGCUGCGCAUUGAGGUGUGCGGUCCACAGCAACCACACCUGACCCUUGUCGAUGUUCCUGGUCUCUUCCACGCCCGUGGCAAAGGCCAGUCGGACAAUGAUAAGCAAGUCGUCACAUCACUUGUCGAAAGCUAUAUCGAAAACCCCCGUAGCAUCAUCAUGGCUGUCAUCUCAGCUAAGAACGACAAGGAGAACCAGAUUGUCAUAACGUUUGCCGAGAAACAUGAUCCCAAGGGUGAUAGAACCAUUGGAGUGAUCACCAAGCCCGACACCCUACCACUCAAUUCUCCUUCUGAGCAACAGUACUUCACACUGGCCCAGAACGCCGAUCCCUCGACAAAGUUCAGCCUGGGCUGGGCCGUCGUACGCAACCGCAGCUUCGAAGAGCAAGCGUCAUCACAAGCCGAACGCGACGAGACGGAGAAGCAAUUCUUUGCCAGCGGCAUCUGGAAAAGUCUCAGCACCGAGACCAAGGGUGUUGUUGCAUUGCGGAAGCGACUCGGCAAGAUCUUGCAGAGCCAUAUUCUCACUGAGAUGCCAAAUAUGCUCAAAGACAUCGAUGCUGGCAUUGCAGAGUGCGAGCAGAAGUUGGCCACCCUCGGUCCGUACCGCGGCAGCUCAGAUGAGCAACGCAUGUACCUGCUUCAAGCCAGCACGAAGUUUGGAACUCUCAUGGCCUCAUCGAACAACGGCAUCUAUACUGAUCCGUUCUUCGGGAGUGGCAUAGAGGACUCUGACUUCGAGAAGCGUGUGUGUGCGCGAUCCAUGAUAAUUCUCGACGAGUUCAGAGAAAACAUCAAUAAGCACGGCCACGCUAUAGAAGUCGUCAAGAAGAUGCCCAAGAACUACAGAGCACUGCCGGGUCGACCCCAGAAGAUGUUACAAGACGACUUCUACAAGCAUGUCGAGUUGCUUAUGGACCAAAAUCGUGGACGGGAGCUACCAGGUCUCUUCAGCCCUUCCAUUAUCAAGCCUCUCUUUCUGGAGCAAUGCAAACCAUGGAAAGACAUCGUCGCGUAUACGCUUAACGAAGUGUUUGACAUGUCUCGCAAGGCGGUCCGAUUAACAUUGCAGGCGGUGGCGGACGAUGCAACAGUCGAAGGCAUCUUGACUGAGAUCGUGAACCCUUCGAUUGACGCUCUGGAGUCCGCGGUAAGUCUGAAGGCUGAGCAAGAUCUUGUACCCUUCGAGAAACAUCCGAGUACAUUCAACCACUACUUCACCGACAACCUUCAGAAAAACCGCGAGGAUCAACUCAUGAAGGACAUCAGCAGCUCUCUCCACGGCUUCCUUGGCGUCGAUCCCGAGGCUGAGAGCACAGCAGCUCGAUUAUAUACGGGCUCCUUCGAUGUUCGCAAACUUGCCGAGGCCUUGAAGCAACAUACUCAGAAGGAUAUGAAGCGAUUCGCUGCCAUUGAAGCAUCGAACGCCAUGUUUGCUUACUACAAGGUUGCACUGAAGCGUAUCACCGACACUUUCGCCAUCGACACCAUCAACGAGCUGCUCAUCGAUAAGCUGGCCAGUCUCUUCACACCCGAGUUGGUCUACAAACUUGACAGCGCUGCGUUGGCCAAAGUGGCAGGAGAGUCCGAGGAGUCUGCAGAGGAGCGGCGGGCUCUCGACAAGAAGCUCACGGCUUUGCGUGAGGCACAGAAGCUCUGUUACCGCAUGCAUCGCCAUAAUCCGCAGGGAAGAUCGGCUCUUCAGAAUCCCGAUAAGGAAAGCACGACAUCUGACGAAGAGUCUGAGCCCGAAGUCCAGCCUGAGCCUGAGAACCUUGUUGAGCCCGAAAUAGAUCAGGACUUCGCCUGGGGACUCGGGUUGGCCCCGAAGGGCAAAAAGCAGAAAGAGAAGACGUCCUUUGGCCGAUUCUGA
This is a messenger RNA of Cyphellophora attinorum, 2346 nucleotides long. Its product is annotated as Interferon-induced GTP-binding protein Mx. Gene Ontology annotation, molecular function: GTPase activity; microtubule binding; GTP binding. The record is from RefSeq and is a predicted model, not a curated record. Gene Ontology annotation, cellular component: microtubule; cytoplasm; membrane. The transcript has 3 exons. The coding region runs from base 1 to 2346 and encodes 781 amino acids. Lineage: Eukaryota; Fungi; Ascomycota; Eurotiomycetes; Chaetothyriales; Cyphellophoraceae.